Messenger RNA from Saprolegnia diclina VS20, 666 nucleotides. RefSeq lists its product as hypothetical. The transcript has 4 exons. The coding region runs from base 1 to 666 and encodes 221 amino acids. NCBI's taxonomy places the organism in Eukaryota, Oomycota, Saprolegniomycetes, Saprolegniales, Saprolegniaceae. The record is from RefSeq and is a predicted model, not a curated record.
AUGGCGGCGACGGCCAUCACCAACGCCUGCGUUCACUCCGUCCAAGUCCUCGGCAACGACUUGAGCUUUGCGUACCCGCACCUCAAGGAUCUCGACCACAUUAUCGCGCUCCUCGUCUGCGAGGAUCUCCUCAUCGACCUCGUGUCCGACCACGACGCCAAGCGAGGGAUGGACGAGGAGCUUCGACCUGCUGCCGAGCGCGACAUCAUCCAGCGUCUCAAAACAACGGCAGCGGUCGCAGCCCGCCUCGUCGACCGCGUCCUCGCGCAGUACGAAGCGCAGUCGGACCUUGCCAAUCUCAGCUGGGCAUCCCGACUGGCGCUGCCCGGCCGCCAUCGCAUUGCCUUCCGCGAUGGCCCCAACUGGGCCGAACCCGAUGCGCUCGCAUCGUCCGUGGCGGAUCUAUACCACACCUUUUUGGCCAACAUUAUGCCCGUGCUCAUGUACUACACGCAAGACUUGGCCUGCCUCAAGCUGCCACAUGAAGCCAACAUGAAGCCGCUCUGGGAACUCGUGCAGGCGUACGUAACGACCAAGAGAGUGCCGCUGCGCCAAGAUCGCCACUUGCACGAAACAAGCGAUUGCUCGUGCGACGCGCCACGUGACGGCGUGCCGGGACAACGAAGACGGCAUCCUCAUCCCGCCGCCGUCCCAAAAGAACAUUGA